AUGGAUCUCAAGAAAAAGAGGCUGAAGUCAGUCAGCCUAAGUUCAGGGAACUUGCUCAAAAGGAUUAACAGGGCAGAGAAGGAGUUGGAAGAAGAAGAACAAAAUAAAUCGGAUAGUGAAUCAGAGAAGGAUGAACAUGAGAAAUCCAUGGAAGUUCAUACAAACUUCAGUCCAAUUCAGAUCAUUGCAGCAGAUUCACAAUAUAAUUCAUCUAAGGAAGGAUCUUCAGCUGACGGUACAAAGCUCAUGAAGUCGAUGUCAACUUUGUUAACAACGCUCCAGAAAAAUAUGGCAGUUAUGCAAUCCAAUAUGACAAAAAUUAUGAAAGCCCAGAAAGAAGACAAGAAGAACAUUGCUGAUCUUGUUAAAACUCAUAAUGAGUUGGAGCUAACAUUGAAGAAAAACACGUACGAGGUUGAAGUCUCCAAUACGAAUUUUGGAAGGUUUGAAAAGAAACUCUUCAGUCGACAAUCUGAAAUGAUGAGCCUUGAAAGACAGAUAAAUCUUGAUCAUCAAAGAGAGGUUAUGGAAGCAAUGGGCUUGGUUCAAAAUCAGUUGGAUGAAAUUCAAGGCAGCAUGAGAAGAACAGAUGAUGAAAGACUAGAGUAUGCUGAUUCCAUUACAAGGAUAUUUCAAGCUGAAGAGAAUACUAAAGCUACUAAGAAAGAGUAUAAUAUCAUCACUCAGGGAGAGGCUGUUAGAGAUAGAAGAGGUGAUGGUAUUGCAACCGGCACCAGAUCUAAACGAAGGCCAACCAAUAAUGAAAACCCAAGGCCAACUAAAAGAGGCGGAAUCCAAAGCGGCAGUGAUCGCGGAGGCCGAAGCAGCGGUGAUCGCGAAGGUUGCAGCAGUGGUGAUCGUGAAGGCCGAAGUACUGGAAGCGAUCAUGGUGGGCGAACUAGUGGAAGUGGUCGUGGUGGACACGGUCUUCCUCCGUUCUAG
Molecule: messenger RNA, 942 nt
Organism: Impatiens glandulifera
Lineage: Eukaryota; Viridiplantae; Streptophyta; Magnoliopsida; Ericales; Balsaminaceae
Product: keratin, type II cytoskeletal 1-like
Exons: 2
Coding region: 1-942 (313 amino acids)
Source: RefSeq, a predicted model, not a curated record